Molecule: messenger RNA, 2822 nt
Organism: Paramacrobiotus metropolitanus
Lineage: Eukaryota; Metazoa; Tardigrada; Eutardigrada; Parachela; Macrobiotidae
Exons: 5
Coding region: 1-2715 (904 amino acids)
Biological process (GO): collagen catabolic process; proteolysis; extracellular matrix organization
Cellular component (GO): extracellular matrix
Molecular function (GO): metalloendopeptidase activity; zinc ion binding
Source: RefSeq, a predicted model, not a curated record
AUGGCUGGUUUGGCACGCUUUUGCGCAUUGUGGAUUAUACUUUUGGUAUUGCCUGGAUUUAUUAGAGCGGACGAUAUUGCCAGUGCGAAAAAUUAUUUGAAAAAAUACGGAUAUAUAGAUAUCGCGUCAAGUCGCAGCGCCAAUCAAGUGACCUUUGAUUCGGCAGUAAAACGAUUCCAGGAUUUUGCUGGACUACCGGCUACAGGUAUACUGGAUGCAAAUACUUUAGCCAAAAUGGCCCAACCACGAUGUGGCGUAAAAGAUGUAGUGCCAACCCCUCGUGUUCUCCUUCGUCGCUUUCGUCGGCAGUUACCUGGCCUGGAUUUUGGAAAAUGGGAGAACAAUCACCUGACAUACCGUGUCAUUCAUCAUCCGACUAGCAUGACGAAAGACUUAACUGAUAAGGAGAUCCAGCGGGCAUUUCGCAUGUGGACGGAUGUGGCCAACUUGACAAUCACCCAAGUGGAUGAGCGUACCUUAAACGCCGACAUGGACGUUAUGUUUGUACAGGGCGAUCACGGUGACCAUGAGCCGUUCGACGGGCCACGCGGAAUGUUGGGUCACGCAUUUUUUCCUCCUUUUGGAGGAAAUACCCACUUUGACGACGCCGAAGACUGGACUUCCAACCGUACGGAUGGAGUCAACCUGUUUCAAGUGGCCACACAUGAAUUCGGCCACGCCUUGGGCCUUGGCCAUUCGAAAAAUCAGCAAGCUUUAAUGGCACCCUUUUAUCAACCCUUUUCAGACAGUUUUUCCCUGCAAAACGAAGACGUUUUGCAAAUUCGGCGCUUAUACGGAGAGCGCACGCUGGCCGCCGAUGACGUCCUCCCGGAAAAUUAUAAAGGGCCUAUGUUGAGUUCACCUUUGGCCACGACAGCGCCACCGGAAGUUGUUGGCACUUUUCCCAAACCAACCGAACAACCCCAAACUACCGUCACCGAAACCACUACCAACGGUACCAGCGUGAAGCCGCAAACGCGGUGGUUUUUUGAAGGUAGUCCGACGGUCCCGUACUACCCAGGGGGCGGUACUUACGGAUACAGCAGCUAUACAUACCCCGCGACUUACGACUACGGAUAUUACUCGCAUCCGCCCAAUUACUAUCCAUACGCACCGGAUUAUGGCUACAACUAUCCCGGGUAUCCGUCGUAUUAUACUUAUCCUCCCGCACAGGUGCCGCUAUAUCCAGUUUACCCCUCCUACCAGACGACCACAUCAGCUCCGGACACGACCAAAAGUCCCGUGAUAAUUUAUCUAUCGCCAUCGCCAUCUCCGGUGUAUCCACCUUAUGUUAUCUUAUCGCCAUCCCCCGCUCCGGCGCCGGCACCAACCCCAGCACCGACACCGGCACCGACUACCCCGCCUCCAACUACCACGACGACGACCACCACUACCACCCGGCCGCCAACGACGGCGCCGGCACCGCCAGCAACUUUCAUCUAUUUCCCCGGCUCCGGUUACGGGAAUUUCGGGCAAUAUGUAGCCGGUUAUCCGGUGGCGGGUGGUUACGGUGGGAUUAACGUUGUGGCAGGCGUCCCGAACGGCGUGACAAGCGGCACAACGGUGGUGACCGGUGUCCCCGUAGGCGCGACCACCGUGGUGCAAGGUGUCCCAGCGGGCGCGGUUAUCCAGGGUACACCCACCGGUGUUAUCCAAGCCACGCCGGGAGCGACAAUUAUACAAGGCACACCCAGCGGAAUUGUCCAGGCGACACCGGCGGGCACCAUCAUCCAGGGCACGCCUAGCGGUAACGUUCAAGUGACGCCAGGGGGGACGAUCGUGCAAGGCACACCGCUCGCACAGACGACAGCCGGGCAGCUGAUCCAGGGUCUGCCGUCCAUCCCGGUGUUCCGGGGGCCGGGAUCCACUGUGCCGAUGUCCAUGCAGAUAACGAUCCCGCCCAAGAGCAUUGGUAUCGAGGAUCCCAACGGUGUCAUGGGCAGGCAGACGGAUAUGAGCAGUUUACCGGCGUCCGCAUCGGAAGAUGCUGCCCAUGUGAAAUUCGAUGACGAUGACAGUCAGAAUCACUUGACCGAAGAUCCGUCGGCCGACAGUGAAGUCAACACACGUGCUGAUUUAUGCGGUAUUGAUACACCCGAUGCCGUCGUGGCGGUUGGGCAUGGCAAUACUCUUAUUUUCAAAGGUCCAUUUUAUUGGGUGAUGGACAAGACGUGGAUGCCCGGUCCCCAACGUCCAGUGAGAGAACUAUCUCCAUCGCUGGACCACGUCGACGCGGCAUACUACAAACCCAACCCGGAACAGACAAGCUACAUGCUACUUUUUUCCGGUACAUCGUAUUACAAAUUCGAAGUGAAGGGUAACGAGUUGCAUCCAGUGCCGGGCUAUCCCAAGCUGAUUUCCCAAGGUUUUCCCGGCAUGCCGGAUUUGCCGAUUGACGAAGUCAUUAAAAGAGGCGCUCAACUGUGGUUUUUCCGCAAUCAGGAGGUGACCAUCUAUAGUCCAGAGAAGUUUCCGCCCAUCGAUCCCGCAACCGGUUUUCUGAAGAUCAGCGAUCUGGAUGGUUUCCCCGAGCGGGUGACAGCGUCCGUCGUUGAUGAAGAUGAGCAGCGGGGAUCGUUUGUGUUUCACAAUCGCGCGGCCUACAGAUUGUCCAGAACAGACAGUAAUGUUAAAUUACGCGCAAGCGCAAGGCGGUUCCCAAGAACGGUGAAAGAGUGGCUAAAGUGUGCGCAUUUUAAGCGCUGGCGUUUUUAGCUACAAAAACUUAGCUGUUUUUCUAUAUACAAGGUAUAUCUUUGUAGAUUAAUUCAGCAACAUUUUGUAAUAUCUCUAUUACUUAAUAAACUUUGCGAUGGUAUAAU